This is a messenger RNA of Clarias gariepinus (North African catfish), 432 nucleotides long. RefSeq names its product CMRF35-like molecule 1. Bases 1 to 432 code for a protein of 143 amino acids. The transcript is spliced from 6 exons. NCBI's taxonomy places the organism in Eukaryota, Metazoa, Chordata, Actinopteri, Siluriformes, Clariidae. The record is from RefSeq and is a predicted model, not a curated record.
AUGGAGAUGGUCCUCAUCUUCACCUUCUGCCUGAUUCUAGCUGGUACUGAUGCUGUAACUACAGUAACUGGAUACAGAGGACGAUCAGUCCAGAUUAAAUGUCCCUACACAUCUGGAUAUGAAAAGAACAACAAGUUUCUCUGCAGAGCCAAAGUCUUCACCGUCACCAUCACUGAUCUGAGACCAGAGGAUGAAGGAACUUACUGGUGUACGAUAGGGAAGACAGGGUAUAAUAAAUACACAGAGAUUCUACUGCAGGUUAAAACAGAAGUUCCUGCCAUGACUACUGUCUCACACACCACACACUCCACUUCAACACACUCCAUGAAUGAUCCUGCCAUGACUACUGUCUCACACACCACACACUCCACUUCAACACACUCCCUGAGUACAUCAGUACAUGCUGAGAGCACACACUCAACAACAGGUUAA